GAUAGUUUUGUCUGAGGCUUGUAGAGCAUAUGGCCCCGGCUUUUGUACGGGUAACCCAAGAGCUCGGUUAGUCUAAGUGGGGCAUUAUUUGCAUGUCUGCAGAAGGAGAGGUUUAUUUGCUGAUGUUAAAAAAUUAGAUAGCUGGAGACACUUGAUAGUGUAACCAGGAAGUUAGACACAGAUUUUUCUGUAUCUUCCUAGCUUGUGUGCUCAUUCUGGGUGAUAAAUAAGUUUCUCAGGAGCGAAGAUCUGAAAAAUCGUUGUAAUCUGCCGGCUAGUUUUAGGUUCUGGGUUUUGAAAUAAGAGAUUUGCGGUCAGAAACUGUUGAGGAGCUUUCCACUUACAGAGCUAGAUUGUUACAGAGGAUCCAGUUUUUUCACGACUGCUCUUUCUCGCUGGUCAAAGCCAAGUACAGAAAUAAAAAUAGAGCAAGUAAUUGAACUAAUUUAAUUAAAAUGGAGAGGUAAAAACGGCUUGAUAAUGUAAAGCUGAACGUAAGAUGCAUCUGCCCUUUUUCACCCUAAGCCUGAGAUCUAUUGCUGUACAAAAAUUGUGACGAGCCUCUUAAAGUGUUUACAAACAGCACAGGCUGAAGCUUUUCCUAGACAGUGAGUGGUAAUCUCUUCUGCAAACCACCUCGCAUCAAUGUGACACGGCUUCACCUCCAGCCCUGCCACCUCCUGCUGUUCUUCCCCUCUCCUUCCCAUUCCCCACUCCCCCUCCCUGCUUUAAAAAAAAAAAAAAAAAAAAAAGAAGUGGCAGCUGUUGGAAAGUAUAGCCCAUUUGUUUUAUGAUGCCGCUUUGGGAAUAUGAUCCAGAUCCUACACGAGAGAGAGAAAGCAACAGAGCGAAAGAGGAGGGAGUUCAGAAGCUCUGGAAAAUAAUUUGCUUAAUUUAAAUCUAGUGCAGAAAGUUAAAUCUUUAUAGCAAGGUUCAGGGGUAAAGCAGAGCUGCUACUAGAGGUCCCAGCUUGGGAACCAAAGAGAUUGCUGGUGUAACCUCUCCAUGAAGGAGGUGGGCGACGGGCUGCACGAGCAGAUGAACUGCAUGAUGGGCGCGCUGCAGGAGCUGAAACUCCUCCAGGUCCAGACGGCGUUGGAGCAGUUGGACAUCUCGGGGAGCCGGAGCUCCGUUUCUGGCGCUGAGCAGCACCGGUGCUGCCGAAGCAGCAGGGACGUGCCCAGGGCCUGGCAGGACGAGCGGCCGCGGGGGGAGCCGGCGGGGCGCAGCCCCUCGUCCCUCGCAUGUGCCGCACCGCGCCCGGCGGGGCCGUCCCGUCCCGCUGCGCUCCCGGAGGGCGCCCACCGCAGAGACACCCCGUCCUCCUUCAGGGGCCUCCGCGGGGAGGAUGUUUCUCACCCAAAGGGACCUUCCUCCACGUCGAGCGGCGCGGAGCACGUCCGCCCAAGGACAUUUGAGCCCAGUAGCCAGGGCACAGCUGGGGGGUGGCCGGUGUGCCGGGAGUGCCCGGGGUGUGACGAUGGCCACGACUGGACGUCGUCCCUAAUGUCCCAGAGCAGGAAUCGGCAGCCGCUGGUCUUGGGGGAUAACAUCUUUGCAGACUUGGUUGGGAACUGGUUGGAUCUGCCAGAGCUGGAUAAGAAGGGGGAGAAGAGCGAGGCGUCCCUGUCCGUCAGCAGGUCCCAGGAGCUCUGCAGGAAGUUCUCCCUCACAGCCAACAUCUUCAAGAAGUUCCUGAGGAGCGUUCGGCCAGACCGAGACAGACUUCUCAAGGAGAAACCUUGCUGGCUUCCCCCUGAAGACAAACGCCCCGAAAUUUCUAAGAGACCCAAAAAGAUGAACAAACUCAAGGGCACAUUUUACUUCCCGCUUCAUGGGAACAUCCAGAACCAUCACAGCAAAGCUGAGAGGGGCCCGAAGGCAAAGAGCAAUAGUGAGAAACCCAAGCUUGGCACCAAGAAGGUCCACGAUACCAUAGACUACACCCAGUCUGGCUUUGACAUCAAUACGGCUGUUUGGGUCUGAGUGUGUCCGUGUUCCCCGCUCUGUUUCACACCGGAGAGGAGCUGGAGGCCCCACACGGCUUCCCGGGAGACCCUCGAGCUCUCAGCGUGGACCGAGACGAGAGGAGUCCUCUGCAACGCGUGCUGUGGGCUUCAGCUGCCUGCAAGUGGCAUUUUCCAGAGAACUGCGGCUUCCGGAGCAGUCCGGGCAGCAGCUGAGGCAGCCCCGCCGUGGGGAGACUUUUGGGGACUGACGUUUUCAAAACUGAUCAGGACCUCCAGCAGCUUUAGGGGGAGUGGUGCUGCGGACCAUCAGCUCCCGGAGCCUGGCUAACAGUAGCCACUUCAGGCCCAUUCCAGCAUCUCUGGUUAAAACAGCUGCAGCACAAAAUUCACCGUGUGCAUGUGCGUGUAUGAGUGUGAAAAAAUACAUAUAGGGUUUUGGUUUUUUUUUUUUUUUUUAAAUCUAUUCCUGCUUGUGUGCACUUAAAACUGGGUUACAAACCAGGCAAUUCAAGCGUUGUACCUGAGGCACUUGUUAUUUAAAUUGAAAGAAAUAAGUUUGAGUUUGUAAGACUUGAACAACUGCCAAGUGGGGGUGUUGAACCCCAGCCCUGCUGCAUUUCAGCUGGGGGGUCCCCCCCCAAACUGCAUCUCUCUUGCGCUCCCAGCAUCUCUUUCCCCUGCCAGUUAAACCAGUAAGACGCGAGGCUCCUUUCAUGGAAAUCUGUGAGCCUGCAGCUCUCAGCGGGUUUUGUUCUCGCCCCGUGUCCUUCCCCCCACAGAUCCCAGCAGACACCCUGACGCAGAAGUUUAUGGUUGAGGUUGCACCAAGAUGCAAAGCUGCAGCAGACGUUGAUUGUUGUUGUUUCCCCAUUGCUGUUGUGUACAAACCUUGUCCUGACAGAACCAAGUUCUUCAGCGUGCGGCUCUCCAAGAGUUACCAAUAAAGCGAUGUCAGUCUC
Messenger RNA from Athene cunicularia (burrowing owl), 2929 nucleotides. RefSeq names its product inka box actin regulator 2 (gene INKA2). Gene Ontology annotation, molecular function: protein serine/threonine kinase inhibitor activity; protein kinase binding. Gene Ontology annotation, cellular component: nucleus. The record is from RefSeq and is a predicted model, not a curated record. Lineage: Eukaryota; Metazoa; Chordata; Aves; Strigiformes; Strigidae. The transcript has 3 exons. The coding region runs from base 1006 to 1986 and encodes 326 amino acids.